CAACGCUAUAUUUGUAGGCUGUUUCCUAACUGAGGAAAGGCGUCUUCAGGUCUACAUAAAAUUAGUGCGUAACUGAGAUUGUACACUCUUGACGUGGCCGUUUUCGCGAGGAUUUUAGUUCUGCUUUAAACCACUGCCAUCAUUCACCCGGCAUUUUCUUUACAGAAUGUUUUAAUGUCCGUUAUUUAGUGCAACGAGACUAGUUGGAGUGGACCCAGAACUACUGAUCAAGGUUAUAUGGCUGGAACCUUGACCCAGUUGAAGAUGUGAAGCUGCAAACAAGAAUUUUGAAAAGAAAAAUCCAGAUGUUCCCUGUCCACCAGAACUUCAGUUCGGACCAGCAGACCCUAGAACUUCUCCAGAUAAAGGAGGAACAACAGGAACUGUGGAUCACUCACACAAGAGGGCAACCUACUGUGAAGGGAGAAGAUGAUGAGAAACCUCAGUUGUCAGAGCUUCAUCACAUUAAAACUGAAGACAAUAAAGACACUGAAGCUUCAGCCAGCAGCUCAGCUGAACUGACGAAAACAGAACUUGAUGGAGAGGAGUGUGGGGGACCAGAACCAUAUUCGAAAUGCUGCCUUGAGCUAAAAACUGAUGAAAUUACUUCGGAUUCUUCUGUGACUGAAGUCACGGAUGAUGAUGAUUGGCAAGGUCCUUUGUCAGGUUCUGAUCCUGACAUAGGAUCAGAACCUGAUCCUCAGUCAGAGUCUGGUAAACAAUUUGUCUCCAAGUUGUCUCUUCAGGAAGGAAAAAGCUCUUCCCUCUGUCUGGUUAACCAGAAACGUCCUGGAGUCAAAGAAAACGUGUAUUCCCCACCAGUCCAUGGCAGUUGCAAAUGGUUUUGUUGCGAUGUUUGUGGAACACAUUUUACCAAAAAGGGAAAUCUGGAGAAACACAUGAUGGUUCACAAACAAGAAAAAACAUUUACCUGUGAAGAAUGUGGUAAAAACUUCAAACGACAUUUACAGCUUACUGUCCACCUUAAAAUUCACAGAGGUGAGAAGCCUUAUGGUUGCGAUUUUUGCGGUAAAGGGUUUAUAGUAAACAGUGCUCUGCAAGCACACAAGAGGCUCCACUUAGGAGAGAAGCCAUUUGGCUGUGAUGUUUGUGGAAAAACUUUUCAUUUAAGGAGGAUUCUGAAAAUGCACAUGAAGGUGCACUCAGUGGAGAAACCAUUUCAUUGUACACUGUGUGAAAAACGAUUUAAAUGCCCAUAUAUCCUUAAAAAGCACAUGAGCCUCCACUCUGGACUGAAGCCAUUUGUUUGUGGUGUUUGUAGUAAAGCAUUUUCACAAGAAGAAACUCUAAAGACGCACAUGGUUGUUCACACUACAGAAAAACCGUUUCCAUGUGAUAUUUGUGGGAAAAGUUUCAAAUAUAUGUCCUACGCUCGAAAGCACAAACUGUUUCACAGUGGCGAGAGCGGACACAGCUGUGAUAUUUGUGGCAAGACGUUUAUUUUAAAGCCUGCACUCAAGGCGCACAUGAGGAGUCACACUGGGGAGAAACCAUUCUCCUGUGAGGAUUGUGGAAGACAGUUUCAUGUUAAGGCAAACCUUAAACAGCACAUGAGGGUCCACACGGGCGAGAGGCCAUUUGCCUGUGAUGUUUGUAGUAAAACAUUUAGUAGAAAGACCCAUCUUACAGUGCACUCACGGAUACACUCAGGAGAGAAACCGUUUUUCUGUAACGUUUGUGAAGAGAAAUUUCGAUUUCAGCACAAUCUCAAAACACACAUGAGGGUCCACACAGGAGAAAGGCCUUACGUUUGUAGUUUUUGUUGUAGAGGAUUUUCGCGACAAGAGCAUCUAAACAAACACAUUGCCAUUCACACAGCGGAAUAAGUUUAGUUUUUGUCAUUGUGGUCAGAAUCUAACGGUGUGAAAAUAUUUCCUUAGAUUGUUGGUUAAAAUUGCAGGAAAUGCUAACUAAAUGCAGGAAAGACUAUAGUCUAUAUUGUAUAUUAUAUCUAUAUUAUAUUACUAUAUUAUAUAUUGCUUUGCUGAUAGCUGAUCAGCAAAGUAAAGGGGUUUCUUCAGGUGUUCAUAUUUAAGCAAACUAAAGACAGCUUUGUAUAAGAAGGCUUAUGACAAAUAUAACUUAGCCAUUUUUUAUUGUACAUUCGACAUAGGUUGCAUGUGGGCAAAAAUAAAUCUGAUUUGGGUAGCAUUUACCUGUUGUGUGAAAUUGGCCUCGGAUGACUAAAAAGCACCUCACUGAUGUUAUUUCAACUACAGGGGUUAGUACUAUUUAUUUAGGGGUUAGAGGUCUAAACCUUUCCUCUGCUAGGCAAACACUUUUUUGUUGAGCUUGUUUUAAUGCGUAAAACAAGGUUAGGUUUUGUUGUUUACCUAUAAUUAAAUUAUAUUCUGUUCCAGGGGUCCUUUAAGAACAUUUUACUAUUUUACUACAGUUAACCAGAUAGGAAACGAGUCCUUAUCAUUUAUUCUGCAUCAAGAGUCUAGGAAUCUAAUCAGAGCAUUAAGUAUGACACACCAGUGCUCAGGAUUAGCUUUGUAAUCUUUAAGUCUGAAAUGAAUUUAUAUGAAUAGCAAAAUAUUUUUGUUCUGUAUGGUAAUCAAAUGUGUAUCUCUUUCAGUACAUUAGUGUAGAAAAACAUGAGUGUCAUUGUUAAAAUUAAGUAAGCACUAUCAGAAAUACUUUGAGGCUUUUCAAAGUUUAUGUACCGAGUUCAACUCGAGCCUUCUUAUAAAUUGCAUGUUUAAUGGUUUUCAAAGUGGAUUCAAAAUUUGCUUCAAUCUGCACAGUGAUACCGACCAAUCUGAAAAUUGUGUAAAGUUCUGUGAUAAGGCAAUUUGGGUGAAUUAGAGAUAUCAUCUUGUUAAUGGUGAUGUACCAUUUAAUUUUCUGUCAAGCUAUUAAGGCUACCUACCAUUAAAAGAUUUAGUAAAAGGUGUCUCACUUUGACUCAUCCGUUGCUUCAGAUUUUAGCCACAUCUUGAUUUAUUCACCUGUAUUGUCGACGCAUUGGAAAACCCCUUAAAAUAAAUAUUAAAUUAAAGCACCUGAAAAAAGCCCAUCAGACACGAAGUAACACAAAAAAUCAGAAACUUCUGAAAUUGUGAUUUAGUAAGGACAAUAUAUUAAAUUGUACAGUGACAUCUACUUGUGAAAAUAUGUUGAUCACAAAAUCUUCUCAUUUAUAACCAACUAGAGUUCUAAUAAAUUAUCUGUUUUUGUUUUUUUGUUAACUGGGAUUUUUUUGGAUACAAGUCAACAUCAUAAUGAUAUGAUUUAAUUUGAUUACAUAAUUGUUGGUUUGAAGAUAUCCUGUUGUGCUAAUGUCCCAUCAAUUUUUAAAAAAAGAUGCUGUUAAAGGGUAUUGGGUCAAAUAUUUGUCUAAUUUCAAACAGAUUCCUGUUCAUCCUCUUUUAAUAAACAUUAAUAACUCCUGAG
Poecilia reticulata (guppy) is the source of this 3420-nucleotide messenger RNA. NCBI's taxonomy places the organism in Eukaryota, Metazoa, Chordata, Actinopteri, Cyprinodontiformes, Poeciliidae. The record is from RefSeq and is a predicted model, not a curated record.